Molecule: messenger RNA, 2268 nt
Organism: Lodderomyces orthopsilosis Co 90-125
Lineage: Eukaryota; Fungi; Ascomycota; Pichiomycetes; Serinales; Debaryomycetaceae
Product: AMP deaminase
Exons: 1
Coding region: 1-2268 (755 amino acids)
Biological process (GO): IMP salvage; AMP metabolic process
Cellular component (GO): cytosol
Molecular function (GO): AMP deaminase activity
Source: RefSeq, a predicted model, not a curated record
AUGGGCACCCAAUCUAACUUGAGCCAGCAGAUGAGGGACUUACUGUGUACCUCGUUUCCUGAAGAGCAAGGUGAAGAUUACUCACACGAAUAUGAUGGCGAUAGUGAUGAUGAGGAUUUGUCAAAAUCCAUUAAAUCUGCUCACUACUCUUCAUCUCAAGAUAGAUUCAUGAAAGAUCAUGAUUUAAAGGUUAAAACAUUUGAGGCAUUGCAUGGGAAUCUGGGGUCAAAGCCAUCACCACCAGGAGGCGCAAACCUUAGGAGAAGAUCCUCCGUUAUCGAUAUGCCACACAAUUUACAUCCACCUCCAUCUCAAGCACCGCAUGUAGCUACAAACAAUGAUUACAUAUUUGGAACUAACGCUUUACCCGAGGAAGUGCCUUCUAGUGAGCUUAUCCAGUUUUAUCUGGAUGUAAAGCAUUGUUUGGAUCUUCGCCACAAAUACUUGAAUAUUUCAUUACAAACACCAGAGCUGUUGAACCCUAAAAAUCAACUGGACUGGAAAAUCUAUCCCGCACCUCCCAAACCAACUUACAAAUCAAAGAACAAAUUCAACCAGGUGAGGACAACUCCAGAUGAGGGUGAAGAGUUCGACUUCAGCAAAUGUGACAUUCCUGACUUGGGUGCAACUGAUUAUUAUUUUGUAUUAAAUGAAGAGGGGGUGUAUGAGGUGUUUGAUGAUUCGAAUAACGAGAAGCUUGUCCAGGUACCAAACUUGCACGAGUAUUACAAUGAUCUAGCUUUUAUUGGUAACAUUUCAUCCGAUGGGCCAACGAAAUCCUUUUCGUUCAAAAGAUUGCAAUAUCUAGAAGCCAAAUGGAACAUGUAUUACUUGUUGAAUGAGUUUGAAGAGACAAAACAAUCAAAAGCAAAUCCUCAUCGUGAUUUCUACAAUGUAAGGAAGGUUGAUACACAUAUUCAUCAUUCGGCAUGUAUGAAUCAAAAACACUUGCUUCGUUUCAUUAAAUAUAAAUUGAAAACUGAGCCAGAUGAACCAGUAAUAUUCCGUGAUGGCAAGAUUUUGACGUUGGCUGAGGUUUUUCAAUCGUUGAAAUUGUCAGGAUACGAUUUGUCAAUUGAUACAUUGGAUAUGCAUGCACAUACAGAUACUUUCCAUAGAUUUGACAAGUUCAACUUAAAGUAUAACCCAAUUGGGGAGUCGAGAUUGAGGGAAAUCUUUUUGAAAACUGACAACUUUAUCGACGGAAGGUAUUUGGCAGAACUUACCAAACAAGUUAUGGAGGAUUUGGAGAACUCCAAGUACCAAAUGAACGAGCUUAGGAUCUCAAUAUACGGUAGGUCUAUUCAUGAAUGGGACAAGGUGGCUUCGUGGGUGAUUGAUAAUAAAUUGUUUAGUCACAAUGUCAGAUGGCUUAUUCAAGUUCCUAGAUUGUAUGACAUCUACAAAAAGAAUGGAAAUAUUCGUUCAUUUUUGGAUAUUGUCAAGAAUCUAUUUGAACCAUUAUUUGAGGUUUCAAGAAAUCCGAAAUCGCAUCCCAAAUUAUAUAUCUUUUUGCAAAGAGUAGUUGGGUUUGACUCUGUUGAUGAUGAGUCAAAGGCGGACAAACCGUUGCCACCACAUAAAUACCCUUCUGCGAUGGAAUGGAACUUUACAUCCAACCCUCCUUACUCCUACUACAUAUACUAUUUGUAUGCUAACAUUGCCAAUUUGAACCAUUUACGAUUGAAGAAUAAUUUCAACACAUUCGUUUUGAGACCUCAUUGUGGUGAAGCGGGUGAUCCUCAUCAUUUAAUUAGUGCCUUUUUAACAUCUUAUGGAAUAUCGCACGGUAUAUUGUUGAGAAAACUCCCAUUCAUACAAUACUUGUAUUACCUUGACCAAGUUGGACUUGCCAUGUCACCUUUGUCCAACAAUGCGUUAUUCCUCACUUAUGACAAGAAUCCUUUUUACAAUUUUUUCCAAAAGGGGAUGAAUGUCUCCUUGUCAACAGAUGAUCCGUUACAAUUCUCAUAUACAAAGGAGCCCUUGAUUGAGGAAUAUUCAGUAGCAGCACAAAUUUACAAAUUGUCAGGAGUUGACAUGUGUGAAUUAGCGAAAAACUCCUGUUUACAAAGUGGCUGGGAAGCGACAAUCAAAAAGCAUUGGUUGGGUAAAAACUAUAUGAAAGGCGGGGUCGAGGGUAAUGACAUAGAAAAAACAAACGUCCCUGAUAUUAGAGUCCUCUUUAGAGAAGAAACUUUGAAAAGUGAGCAACAUUUGGUACAAUACUAUAACGAAAUGAAGGAGAAACAAGCAAACAACGAAUAA